AUGGACUCUGAGCAGACACUGAUGCCUGGCGCUUUUCCUACGUUGGACGAAAGUAGCCCCAUAAACAGAACCCCCAAGAGACGGUUCGUCGGGAGGAGGACUGCUGAAGCGCAGGCACAGCACAGACAAGAUGCGUUGUCAUCAGUGGAAGAGACGAACGCUGUGGUUCCGAUGAUCCAGCGCAGGACGCCACGGGCGCUGAACCAAGUCCCUCCCGAGAUCCUCGAUGAUCCCGAUAUCCAGGCGGCCAUCGGUUUGCUACCUCACAAUUACAGUUUCGAGAUACCCAAGACUAUACAUCGCAUACGGACGCUGCAGGCUAAAAGGGUCGCUCUGCAAUUCCCCGAGGGUCUCCUCAUGUUCGCAACCACGAUAUCCGACAUCCUGACGCAGUUCUGUCCCGGCACGGAGACGCUGAUCAUGGGCGAUGUCACAUAUGGUGCAUGCUGUAUCGACGACUACACAGCAAGAGCAUUGGGAUGUGAUCUUCUGGUGCACUACGCCCACAGCUGUCUGAUACCGGUGUCGGUCAGCAAGAUCGCCACCCUCUAUAUCUUCGUCGACAUUUCCAUAGAUACAAAACAUCUGGUGACCACCUUGUCUCGAAACAUUCCGCCAGGGAAGACCAUUGCCAUGGUUGGUACAAUCCAAUUCAAUUCGACUUUGCACACCAUUAGGCCUGCGCUGGAGGCGGAAGGGUUGAAGCUGGUGGUGCCCCAGGUCAUGCCAUUGAGCAAGGGCGAAGUGUUGGGGUGCACGGCUCCCAAAAUCACAGCAGAUGCGAAUGUUGAUUUGAUUCUGUAUCUCGGUGAUGGUCGCUUCCAUCUUGAGGCUGCGAUGAUUGCCAACCCCGAUAUUCCUGCGUACCGAUAUGAUCCAUACUCGCGGAAAUUGACCCGGGAGACAUAUUCACACGAGGAGAUGCUCGAUAUGCGGUCCGCUGCCAUCAGUACAGCGAAGAGAGCCAAAAAAUGGGGGUUGAUCCUGGGCGCUCUGGGACGCCAGGGAAAUCCUCAUACCAUGACCAUGAUUGAAAAUUACCUUGACAGACAGGGCAUACCGUACGUCAAUCUUCUGCUCAGCGAGAUCUUUCCGGGAAAGCUGGCCAUGUUUGAGGAUGUGGAUUGCUGGGUGCAGAUUGCAUGUCCUCGAUUAAGCAUUGAUUGGGGUUAUGCCUUCCCUCGACCAUUGUUGACGCCUUAUGAGGCGUUGGUGGCGCUGGGCGGUAAACGGAGCUGGGAAGAAGAGGGUGAGACGUAUCCGAUGGAUUUCUAUGCCAACAAUGGUCUGGGCAGGGUAACUGAAAAGCUGGCUACACAAGUGAAUGUUGCUGGGUGA
This is a messenger RNA of Capronia coronata CBS 617.96, 1338 nucleotides long. Its product is annotated as diphthamide biosynthesis protein 1. Gene Ontology annotation, molecular function: 2-(3-amino-3-carboxypropyl)histidine synthase activity. Gene Ontology annotation, biological process: protein histidyl modification to diphthamide. Lineage: Eukaryota; Fungi; Ascomycota; Eurotiomycetes; Chaetothyriales; Herpotrichiellaceae. The transcript is spliced from 2 exons. The record is from RefSeq and is a predicted model, not a curated record. Bases 1 to 1338 code for a protein of 445 amino acids.